Penicillium hordei is the source of this 1287-nucleotide messenger RNA. It is a transcript of the gene psoB, whose product is annotated as hydrolase psoB. The transcript has a single exon. Bases 1 to 1287 code for a protein of 428 amino acids. NCBI's taxonomy places the organism in Eukaryota, Fungi, Ascomycota, Eurotiomycetes, Eurotiales, Aspergillaceae. The record is from RefSeq and is a predicted model, not a curated record.
AUGUUUCGUCUCUUCAAGUCCGACUUUUUCAACUUCGAGGCUCUCCGUCUUCUCAGCUUCACAGCGCACGAGGGCGGGGAGAUUGCCGAGUUCUUUACGGCGGUGGCCCGCAUUAAAGACCAGGAUGUGGAGAGCUGGUAUUCAGCAUGGAUGGACGCGGCGGACAAAGCUGAAGUGCUGGCUAGCGAGGCGGAGCUGGCAGGGAACCGCGUGGCGGCGCGACGAGCGUAUUUGCGCGUCGCCAACUAUCAGCGAUCGGCCCAAUUCAUGCUCAAUGGGUUGCCCGGAACCGAUUCACGACUCCUGACCGCAUCUGAAGCCGCUAUUUCCAACUUCAGCCGGGCGGCCGCCUUGUUCGACUGGAGUUUCCACCGCGUGGAGAUCCCCUACGAGGAAGGCCUCGACCUACCGGGCUACGUCUUCCUACCACAUCCCUCCAACCGACUCCCGGGCAAACUACCCUUAUUGAUCCAAACCGUAGGCGCGGAUGCCACCCAGGAGGAGAUCUUCUACAUCUUCCCUAUGGCAGCGCUCGAGCUGGGGUACGCGGUUCUCACCUUCGAGGGACCCGGACAAGGCAUCGUGAUCCGGCGGCACGGGGUUCCCAUGCGACAGGACUGGGAGGUGGUCGUGGGCAAGGUUCUCGACUUCGCCGAGGGAUACGCGACCGAGAAUCCCGAGUCUCAAUUGGAUCUGGAGCGGAUAGCGCUGGUGGGCUCCUCGAUGGGGGGUCACCUGGCGCUGCGAGGCGCCGCCGACCCUCGCAUCCGCGCCUGCAUCGCCGUCGACCCCUUCUACACCAUGUUCGACCUCCUCAAGAGCCGCAUGCCCAGCCCCGUCACCAACACCUUCGUGGCCGGCGGGUUCGUCCCGGACGCCGGCUGGGACUAUGUGUUCGGGAUCUUGGGGCGCUUCAACCCCAUGACGCGGUGGGAGUUUGAUUUCGGGCGCUGGAUGCUCGGGGUUCGGACCGCCGCGCAGAUGCUCCGGCGCAUGCAGGAGUACACGCUGGGCACCUCGGACGGGGUGGGUUUCUUGCCGCGCAUCCACUGUCCCGUCAUGGUGACCGGAGCGCGGUUCUCGCUGUACUCGCAACCGGAGGUCAGCACGCAGCGGAUCUACGAUGAGCUGGUGAAUGUCCCGGAGGAUCAGAAGGAAAUGUGGGUGGCGGAGGAUAUGGCCGAGGGAGGAUUGCAGUCCAAGGUAGGGGCGUUCACCGUGCUGACCACAAAGUCUUUUGCUUGGUUGGAUCGGAUCUUCGGGAUUGAGCGUAAGAUUCAUCUCUAG